GCGCAACCGAAGGUCCCAAAUCGCAAACGCGAUAACAGGUUCGCUCACACUCUGGUGCAGUUUGAGGAUGAUUGCAUUCGAGUCUGGGUUAUGACCAAUUCGGUUCGGCUCCAAACCGAACCACGGCAUCCCUACCUAAGCCCUCUCCGACUCAACGUUUUAUCAUGGUCUCAUUGCAUCAAAUGCUCUUAGAUACACCCUCAAGGAUAUUUAAAGCCGAAUUCACCGAAAUAGAUACGCCUCGAACCCUUCAAUCUCUCGCGCCACAAUCCAGCAGUACGCGUCAAAAUCGCGAAACAGACGAGUAGAAUUGGUGCCAAUCUAUGUUCCCUGUUUGUUUGUUUUUUCAAGGAAAAGAAUGGAGCUCCGAUGCGAUCCUGCGCUCUCCUUCGCGAGAAAUAAACCUCAGCGAAUCCACAUUCACCAAAGACGAUUUUAUCUCAGUUUCAGCGAGAAAGUCCGAAGAAGAUUCCCCCGAGAAUAUCGCCACUAUCUCGGUAGAGGAAUAUGAAGAAACGGGUAUUGGAGCAAUUGCGGCCCCUGGAAAGCAUUCGGGUCGAAAUAGAUCUCGGUACGGAGCUCGUCGGAGAUCACGUAUUUCAAUCUUGGAACUGCACAUCGAUGUAAUCUGCGUGAUUCUUGACGACCCUGAUAUCACUUCUCACGAUCUCCUCCGACUCGUGAUGGUCAACAAAACCUUUCGUUUAUUCCUUCUACGCCCAUCGAGUUCGUUCAUUUGGAAGAAUGUCAGGGAUCACCUUCCAAUCAAGACUCCUAAUCCCCAUCCAAGCUUGACGGAGCACACCUGGGCGCAGUUCCUGUAUCGUCCAAAGGCUUGCGAAGCGAGUUUUUCCGAUAACCCACUAUAGUGUCCCAGAUCACGUUGUUGCUGACAUUUUCGAUCAGUGCUGCUCGAAAAUUCUCGAGCCGUUGAUGGGUGAUAUAUGCUACGCGCAACUAUUUGUC
Molecule: messenger RNA, 966 nt
Organism: Cantharellus anzutake
Lineage: Eukaryota; Fungi; Basidiomycota; Agaricomycetes; Cantharellales; Hydnaceae
Exons: 6
Coding region: 324-869 (181 amino acids)
Source: RefSeq, a predicted model, not a curated record